Capsaspora owczarzaki ATCC 30864 is the source of this 372-nucleotide messenger RNA. RefSeq lists its product as hypothetical. Lineage: Eukaryota; Filasterea; Ministeriida; Capsasporidae. The transcript has a single exon. The record is from RefSeq and is a predicted model, not a curated record. Bases 1 to 372 code for a protein of 123 amino acids.
AUGUCGCAAGAGGUGCCGCAGCAGGCAUACGUGGCGUUUGACCACGCACGCAUCUCCUCGAGCAACUUGAACUCGUCUGUCGUGGUGGAGUAUUAUGCCGGUCCUACCGCCGCGGAGCAUUUUGCCAGCGCUCCGUUGCUCCAAGGUCACUCGAGUGCCUUCAGCGAUGACGAAGACACUGUGGAGUUGAGCGACGACAGCAGCGAUGAGCUGCACGCUCACGAGGAGAGCAAGAACAACAACGACAACGACAAGGAGUUUGGCAGCGCACGCAGUCCUUCCAAAUUUGCUGCCAUCCUCCAAGUCCUCCAAGUCCUCCAGGUCCUCCAAGUUCGUACCAAACAGCUCGGCGGCGCGGCUUGCCAGCAAUAG